UAUGAAGUGAGACAGAUAAAAAGCGAUUCUAACAAUUUUUUUUGUGCCGUCAAUCCUUAUAAAUAUAGCAUCACAGAUAAUGCGAAACACAACACGCAACAUAUCCGAUACAUAAUGUUUAGUAAGUGCUUAAUAGUACUGCUAGUUGCAGUUUAUUCCUGUCAUUGUGAUUCGGUAUCACUUGGCGUUGUACACGAUGUAAGGACGACCGAGACUCUGGAUUGGUGGCAAAAUGCUGUUUUUUAUCAGAUUUAUCCAAGAUCAUUUAAGGAUAGCAAUGGGGAUGGCGUCGGUGAUCUCCAAGGAAUAAUCAGUAAACUUCCCUACUUGAAAGAAACUGGUGUUACUGCAACAUGGCUGUCUCCAAUUUUCAGUUCCCCUCAAGUCGAUCAAGGCUACGAUAUAGAUGAUUACAGGAAAAUCGAUGAAUUAUUCGGUAAUAUGAGCGAUUUUGAAGAACUGGUAAGAGAAGCAAAAAAACUGGGCAUCAAAAUAAUUUUGGAUUUCGUUCCAAAUCAUACCAGUAAUAAACAUGAGUGGUUUAUAAAAUCGGAAAACAAAACACCAGGUUUCGAAGAUUUCUAUAUUUGGCGUGAUGGAGAAGAAGGGACUCCUCCAAAUAACUGGAUAUCUGAAUUUGGUGGUUCCGCUUGGAAAUGGUGUAUGAAGCGAAAACAAUAUUAUUAUCACCAAUUUGCUCCACAACAACCUGAUCUUAAUUACAGUAACCCAGCUGUUGUAAAAGAAAUGAAAGAUAUUUUGAGGUUUUGGUUAGACAAAGGUGUAGACGGUUUUCGGAUGGAUGCAGUGCCUUAUCUUUUUGAAGAUCCUGAGUUCAAAGAUGCUCCUCUUGCCAGGGGAUAUACAGAAUGCAAAGAUUUAUCAAUAUGCCAAGAUAAAACUCUAAUAAUGAAAGAUCUAGAUAAAACUUACGAUAUGAUUUAUCAAUUUAGAGAAUUUAUUGAUGAAUAUGUUAAAGAAAAAAAAGAAAAUGAGACUAGAGUUAUAAUGACUGAAGCUUAUUCAAGUAUAGAAAAUACGAUGUUAUAUUACCAAUCUCUUGACGGCACUAGAAAGGGUGCUCAUUUUACGUUUAAUUUUAAUUUUAUCGUAUAUUUAAAUCAAAAAUAUACAGUUGACGAUGUCUCUAAUGCUGUUAAUAAAUGGCUGGUAUUCCUACCGAAAGGAGCUACAAGCAAUUGGGUGUUAGGCAACCAUGACAACCACAGAGUGGCAUCACGAUUAGGAGAAGCCAAUGUAGAUGGUUUCAACAUGUUGACAGCUUUCCUUCCAGGAGUUAUGGUAACUUACAAUGGUGAGGAAAUUGGAAUGCCAGACGGCGAGGUCACAUAUGAAGAGGGUGCAGAUCCUGCUGCUCUAAAGAAUGAAACGACCUUUAACGAAACAAGUCGAGAUUUCGAACGAACACCUUUUCAAUGGGACGAUUCUGAGUUCGCUGGAUUUUCCGAUACAAAAGAUAAAACAUGGCUGCCGGUUGGUUCAAGCAAAAGUACUAUAAAUUUAAAGGCGCAAGAUAAAAAAGGACUCAAAAGCCACUUCAACGUUUAUAAACAGUUAGUCAAUUUCAGAAAAAAACAUUUCAAAACUGUAACCGCUGUUGAUUAUCUGGCCAUUAUCAGAGUGUCCGACACGAUUUUACAAAUUGUUCGCCAAAGAGAUAAUGUAGAGUAUGUAUACCUCUUUAAUAUGGGUGAAAAGGACGAAGUUGUUGAUUUCUAUAAGAAAACAAGUCGAUAUAUGGUAUUAGUUACUAGUUCGAACAGUAAUCGUAAAGUUAUGAGUUGGCUGUCUGAUAAGAUAACGUUGAAGUCUCACGAAUGUUUAAUAUUUCAUGGUAUGAAAGGACAUAAUGGUGCACAAUCGUUUGGAGUUUCAGUUUCACUUG
Molecule: messenger RNA, 1906 nt
Organism: Psylliodes chrysocephalus
Lineage: Eukaryota; Metazoa; Arthropoda; Insecta; Coleoptera; Chrysomelidae
Source: the annotation of a GenBank genome assembly